GUCUUAAAUGGAUCCUGUAAUCUACACGAGGACAGUUGUUGUUUUUAUCUUAUUAAUUCAAUGGACAACUUCUGACAGAAAUGCUCUCAAUACAGUUGCCACAUGUAAACAGACAACUGAGGAUAAAUAUCCAGGUCGUUCAAAGGAACAUGUGUCAAACCCUUCACCCUUACACGAGCUGUCUCUGCAACUGAGUGAAUCUGAAGCUUCACUCAUUAUAAAGUGGUUAAUUAAUAUUGACGGCAGCAUUCACAGUCUUAAUAGCACAUGGAUACAGUGGGAAGAUUUGGAUCAAACUUUAUAUUAUUCCUGUCAGUACCAUCCUCCAUUCACCUCUGAACAAAACAACCUCACUGGUCUACAACAGUUAUGGUUCAAUUUCACUGCGUCAGAUGUGUCUGUCCAUCCUUCAACUCAAUAUUUCAUCAACGCCAUCAAUCUGCCCCAGCCACCAUCUGAUCAAAAGGAGCAGUUUAUGAAAAGCAGAUGUGAAAGCAAACAAAUGAGCAAUCACCCAUGGUGCUCCAUAGGAAAGAAAAGUGCAAAAUCGUACAGUGGAAAUGAACUACAAGGGCAGCUGUGAAGAGCUUUUGAUAUCGGUGACUAUAAAUGGGUUUUGAAUCUGAUUUCUGUGCUACACCUCAUGUCAAAAUAAGUCAUGCA
Messenger RNA from Xyrauchen texanus (razorback sucker), 663 nucleotides. RefSeq lists its product as uncharacterized. Bases 8 to 583 code for a protein of 191 amino acids. The transcript has 7 exons. The record is from RefSeq and is a predicted model, not a curated record. NCBI's taxonomy places the organism in Eukaryota, Metazoa, Chordata, Actinopteri, Cypriniformes, Catostomidae.